Molecule: messenger RNA, 1503 nt
Organism: Metarhizium brunneum ARSEF 3297
Lineage: Eukaryota; Fungi; Ascomycota; Sordariomycetes; Hypocreales; Clavicipitaceae
Biological process (GO): ergosterol biosynthetic process
Cellular component (GO): membrane; endoplasmic reticulum
Molecular function (GO): flavin adenine dinucleotide binding; squalene monooxygenase activity
Source: RefSeq, a predicted model, not a curated record
AUGUCUGCGAACCCAAUCAGCGCACCGGGAGGCUCCCGCAGACGCCGCGAGCAGUACCACGAGGCCGAUGUCGUUGUCGUAGGCGCGGGAGUCUUUGGAUGCGCCAUUGCCUUUGCCCUCGCCAACCAAGGCCGCUCAGUCUUGCUACUCGAACGAUGGAUGACGGAGCCCAAUCGUAUUGUCGGGGAGCUGCUGCAGCCCGGCGGCAUGGCCGCUUUGAAGCAGUUGGGUCUAGGGCACUGCGUCGAAGGCAUUGAUGCCAUCCCCUGCAAGGGCUACAAUGUUAUUUUUAACCACAUCCCAUCGCUGAUUCCGUAUCCGACCAUCGACGACAGCGGCAACGUUAUAUACGCUUGGGGUGGAUCGGGAAAGGAGGGCAAGCGACCCGAGGGCAGAUCAUUCCACCAUGGCAAGUUCAUCACCAAGUUGAGGGAGAGUUGCCUUGCUCACGAAAACAUAACGGUUGUCGAGACGGAGGUCGUCAAGACUCUGCGGGGUGAAUAUACAGAUCAGGUUUUGGGCGUCGAAACCAGAACCAAGAAUCGCGAGACUGGGGACAAGAAGCCCGAUUAUUUCUUUGGUCAGUUGACCAUCAUCGCCGACGGUUACGACUCCAAUUUCCGCAAGGAUGCCAUCGGGGACAAAAAGGCCGUCGUCAAGAGCAAAUUCUAUGCGCUCGAACUCAUCGAUACGAUUCUGCCUCAAGAGAGCUACGGCCAUGUCAUUAUCGGAAAGGAUACAUUCCCUACACUGCUGUACCAAAUCGGUACGCACGAGACUCGUGCGCUGUUUGACGUUCCCAAGGACAUUCCAGAGGCCUCACCUGCUGCUGGAGGCGUCCGCGGCUACAUCAAGAACGUAGCCAUCCCCGCUCUCCCGCCUUCUGUCCAGCCGGCUGCUCUCAGAGCGCUGGAAGACGGCAAAAUCCCGCGCAGCAUGCCCAACAGCUGGCUGCCGCCGACGAAGCAGAUGCCCAAGGGAGUGCUACUCCUCGGCGAUGCGUUCAACAUGCGGCAUCCCCUUACCGGCGGCGGCAUGACUGUCGCCUUCAACGACGCGCUCCUUCUCUCGCAGCUUCUCGACCCGUCAAGGGUGCCGACUUUUGAGGAUUCCAAGGCCAUCGGCGCCGCCGUCAACGUCUUCUACUGGCGCCGCAAAAACGUCUCGUCCAACAUCAACGUCCUCGCCCAAGCCCUGUACACGCUCUUCGCCGCCAAUGACCGCCAGCUGUACGCCCUCCAGCUGGGCUGCUUCGAGUAUUUCCAGCGCGGCAUGACCGACGGGCCGUGCGGUCUCCUUGCCGGCAUUAUCCAGCGCCCUGCCGUCCUGGCAUACCACUUCUUCUCCGUUGCCUUCUUGUCCCUCUGGCUGAAUGCCCUUGCCAUUUGUGCCGGGCCUUUGGGUGUUCUCAAGGCGCCCCUGGCAUUGAUAGAUGCCGUGCUUAUCCUGUGGAAAGCCAGCUGCGUCUUUUUGCCGCUAGUAUGGCGCGAGGGCUUCCAGUAA